This is a messenger RNA of Diaporthe citri, 1278 nucleotides long. RefSeq lists its product as uncharacterized. Gene Ontology annotation, biological process: malate transmembrane transport. Gene Ontology annotation, molecular function: malate transmembrane transporter activity. The transcript is spliced from 2 exons. The record is from RefSeq and is a predicted model, not a curated record. Gene Ontology annotation, cellular component: membrane. The coding region runs from base 1 to 1278 and encodes 425 amino acids. Lineage: Eukaryota; Fungi; Ascomycota; Sordariomycetes; Diaporthales; Diaporthaceae.
AUGGAGCCUCAAGUCCGUGACUUUCCCGACCAUGAGAAACAGGCCAAACCGCUGCCAGAUGGAUCGACCACCGAGGAUGGCGACCUCACCCGGGAGCCAACACCAAGGGUGGCCCUCGAAAGAAUUCCAACAUACCUGCAGCCACCAAUAUCGGUGCGGGAGCGACUACGCCACUUCACAUUUGCAUGGUACACCGUCACCAUGUCAACCGGUGGCAUUGCCCUCACCUUGAGCCUGACACCGCAUCGGUUCCGCGGGCUUGACACCAUUGGCCUGAUCGUGUUCCUUUUCGACCUGCUCUGCUUCAUCCUCAUCACGGCGUGCCUGCUGCUGCGCUUCUUGCUGUACAAGCACACUUUCUCCAAGACUCUCACACAUCCCAAGGAGGCACUCUUCGUUUCCACCUUCUUCCUGUCCAUCGCGGCGCUCCUGUCCAACGCAGAGAAGUACGGCAGCUUGUUCCUGUCCCCCAAAGCCCAGGACGGGCUCGCCGUCUUCCACCGCGUCACAUACUGGCUUUACCUCGCCGUCACCUUCCUCGUCUCCGUCAUCCAGUACCACCUUCUCUUCACCGUCAAGGAGCAGCGCCGCCUCCAGGCCCACGCCAUGACGCCAGCCUGGAUCCUGCCGAUAUUCCCCGUCAUGCUGGCCGGCACCAUCGCAGCCUUCGACUCGCGCACCCAAACGCCGUCACAGGCGCUAGCCAUGAUCACUUCCGGCGUCGCGGCGCAGGGGCUGGGCUUCAUGGUCUCCAUCUUCAUGUAUGCGACGUACCUGAGCAGGCUGAUGGUCUACGGCUUGCCUGCACAGCGCCCGGGAAUGUUCAUCGCGGUCGGGCCGCCGAGUUUCACCUGUGCCGCGCUGGUGUCCAUGGCGGACGACGUGCCGAGGAUCUUUGCGGCCCAGGUGCCCGUCAUCGAGGGGAUGGUCAGCCCGGUAGUGCUAGCUGAUGGCGUGAGGCUGGCGUCGCUGUACUGCUCGCUGUUCCUGUGGGGGCUGAGCUUCUGGUUCUUCACGUCUGCGCUGAUGGCGGUCGUUGCGGGCAUGCCGGAUAGGAAGUUCCACCUCAGCUGGUGGAGCUUUGUGUUCCCGAACGCCGGCUUCACCAUCUCAACGAUCCGGGUGGCCGGGGCUGUGGGUAGCGAGGGGCUCUUGUGGUUCAGCACGGUCAUGACCAUCGUCCUGGUCGUGGUCUGGCUGUUCAUCGCAUGGAGGUGUGCCUAUGCAGUAGUGCAGCGGGAGAUCGUGUGGCCUGGUCAUGAUGAAGACUCGGACUAG